This is a messenger RNA of Nicotiana attenuata, 1719 nucleotides long. RefSeq names its product choline/ethanolaminephosphotransferase 1. Gene Ontology annotation, molecular function: phosphotransferase activity, for other substituted phosphate groups. The record is from RefSeq and is a predicted model, not a curated record. NCBI's taxonomy places the organism in Eukaryota, Viridiplantae, Streptophyta, Magnoliopsida, Solanales, Solanaceae. Gene Ontology annotation, biological process: phospholipid biosynthetic process. The coding region runs from base 139 to 1308 and encodes 389 amino acids. Gene Ontology annotation, cellular component: membrane. The transcript has 20 exons.
UUUUUUUUUGUAUUCCAAGAAACAGAAAACAUUUGCUCAUCGCUUCUCCAAAGGAUCACUCCCUGCAUCCUCUUUUCACAAAAGAUUCCAAUUGGUUUAUAGGUGAUUCCAGAGGGAGCGAGAGGAAGGAAAGAAAGGAUGGGUUACAUAGGGGCACAUGGAGUGCAAGCGCUUCAUAGGUACAAAUACAGUGGGGUAGAUCACUCCUAUGUUGCUAAGUAUGUGUUGCAGCCAUUUUGGAGUCGCUGUGUCAAUUUCUUCCCCCUUUGGAUGCCACCGAAUAUGAUUACACUUACAGGAUUUUUGUUCUUAAUCACAUCUGCACUGCUCGGAUAUAUAUAUUCUCCGCAAUUGGAUUCACCUCCUCCAAGAUGGGUUAAUUUUGCUCAUGGAUUGCUUCUCUUCCUCUAUCAGACGUUUGAUGCUGUUGAUGGGAAGCAAGCAAGACGUACAAAUUCCUCUAGUCCACUAGGAGAGCUUUUUGAUCAUGGAUGUGAUGCGCUUGCAUGUGCAUUUGAAGCCUUGGCUUUUGGGAGCACUGCUAUGUGUGGACGAGAUACUUUCUGGUUCUGGGUUAUAUCAGCUGUUCCUUUCUACUGCGCUACUUGGGAAAGCUAUUUCACCAACACUCUAAUUCUUCCGGUAGUAAAUGGACCGACAGAGGGUCUUAUGUUGAUAUAUCUCAGCCAUUUCUUUACAGCUCUAGUGGGAGCUGAGUGGUGGGCCCAACAGUUUGGGAAGUCUAUGCCACUUGUGAGUUGGGUUCCUUUUCUGAACGAAAUUCCAACCAAUAAAGCCGUGUUGUUGCUGAUGGUAGCUUUUGCUGUUAUUCCAACGGUCUAUUGCAAUGUUAACAAUGUUCAUAAGGUUGUUCAGGCAACAAAAGGAAGUAUGCCACGGGCACUGGCCAUGCUUUACCCAUUUGUUGUGCUACUGGGAGGAGUGCUUCUAUGGGACUAUUUAUCUCCAUCCGACUUAAUGAAGAACUAUCCUCAUCUUAUGGUCGUGGGGACUGGGCUUGCAUUCGGAUUUCUUGUGGGAAGGAUGAUUUUGGCUCACUUGUGUGAUGAACCCAAGGGUCUGAAAACAAAUAUGUGCAUGUCUCUGCUUUGUCUGCCUUUUGCCGUUGCAAAUGCGCUCACCGCCAGACUUAACGAUGGAGUUCCUAUGGUUGAUGAGUUCUGGGUUCUUCUUGCUUACACUGCAUAUUCAGUGUCACUCUAUCUGCAUUUUGCCACGUCUGUUAUUCAUGAAAUAACAUCAGCCCUCGGGAUAUACUGUUUCAGGAUAACAAGGAAAGAAGCUUGAUCCUUGUUUAUGAUCUAAUUUUGGUUAUGAUCUUCCUGGUACUUUUGUUUCUAGCUUUCGACCUGGGAUUGAAGUUUUACUUUCCGUAUCUAGCCGCUCCCUGGAAACCAGCUCGGAAGGAUAUUUCGGGGUUCUCAUUGCACUACUUUUUCACAGGUUGAGGGCGUUAUUGUUUGAAUCCACCUUCAAAUUCAAGUUUAGUGAAGUAAUUAAAAUGAAUAUCCUUUGAGUUACCCUUUUGACUUUAGGUGACUAAAAUUGUUUAGUUGUUUUUGAUUUGUCGACCCUUCCAAUGGUCAUGUUUCAAAAUAGAUGUCCUUUCAAUUCCAAAUUGAGUGGCAUUGGUUUGAUUUGACAUGAUAUUUGGAUAAUCCAAUUCACUCAAUGCUGAGUUUUGAAGUUUGCUGGUUA